Racocetra fulgida is the source of this 275-nucleotide messenger RNA. The record is from the annotation of a GenBank genome assembly. NCBI's taxonomy places the organism in Eukaryota, Fungi, Glomeromycota, Glomeromycetes, Diversisporales, Gigasporaceae.
AUGCUUGCGGAUGACGUUGCUUGUAAUCCUCGAAACGUAUUCCCUGCUACAGUUUUUAACAAUGCAGGAAGAUAUCUGGAUCUUUAUGGAGAUAACGUCGAAGUCGAUUAUAGAGGUCGUGUUGAACCUGAUACACCUCGAUCUAAACGUUUGUUAUCUGAUGACCGAUCAAAUAUUUUGGUAUAUAUGACUGGUCAUGGUGGUAAUGAAUUCUUGAAAUUUCAAGACGCGGAAGAAAUCAGUAGCUUUGAUUUGGCUGAUGCUUUUGAACAAAU